This is a messenger RNA of Gadus chalcogrammus (walleye pollock), 2102 nucleotides long. RefSeq names its product histone-lysine N-methyltransferase PRDM9-like. Gene Ontology annotation, biological process: regulation of DNA-templated transcription. Gene Ontology annotation, molecular function: histone methyltransferase activity; protein binding. The coding region runs from base 168 to 2102 and encodes 644 amino acids. The record is from RefSeq and is a predicted model, not a curated record. The transcript has 12 exons. Lineage: Eukaryota; Metazoa; Chordata; Actinopteri; Gadiformes; Gadidae. Gene Ontology annotation, cellular component: nucleus.
UGUGCCGUGGGCUCUACCAGAAGGGGCGGGACUUCGCCCAAGUUUUCCCGCUUCUUCUCAGUUUGGGGCCGAAUCAACUGAACAAUAGAAUCUCGGAUCUCCAUUUUUGUGCCAUUCAAGUGCAUGUGACGAUUGAUCUGGACUCAAGCUGUAGGCCUACCAGUCAGAUGAGUCACUCAGUGGAGGAGGAGGACUUUGAGGAUAUCAGGGCCUACUUUUCCACAACAAAAUGGAACCGCCUCUGUAUGGCAGAGAAAAAAAGAUUCCUGCAGAUCAAGGAAAACCAUUUGGUUAUGUCGUCUCUUGGCCUGUCCUUUGUGGCUCCAGCCUUCAUGAGGAGAGAGAAGCCCGGCCAGGUGAGAGUCUGCUCACCUGAAGAGACGGACUCUGAGGAGGAGCAGCUCUGGACCUCUGGAUUGACCGGUGCUCGAGUGUGGAAGCCACCAACAGUCAGACAGGGGUCUCUACAACAGCCCAGUACGUCAGAUGCAGUUUCUGUACAGAGUCUCUCAGGGCGGGGCUGGAGUGACCAGGAGGUCUCUGGAGGGCCCACUCCUUCUCAUCCAGAGAUCGACCCCCCCGGAGGAGGAGUAGAGAGGGGCUCUGCAGUCCAGGAGGAGGUCUCAUUGGUUCUCCAUGAACAUAUGAAGGGCUCAAGUGUUUAUUCAAGAGAGACGAACCUGAGAAAUGUUCUCAGAGUUAACUACCAAGAACCGGAAGUACCUAAGGAUGAUGACUACUUCUUCUGUGAUGAGUGUAGGACUAUCUUCCUCGAAGAGUGCGAGGUCCACGGUCCUAUCGUCUUCAUGGCUGAUCGCCCCGUUGCUGUCAGAGAGAAAGACAGAGCCAAGAAGACGCUGCCCGCUGGGUUUGAGAUCAGAGAUUCUGGGAUCCCUGGGGCCGGUCUAGGGGUGUUUUACUGUGGAGACGGUGGCCUUCCCAUUGGAACACACUUUGGACCCUACGAAGGACACAGGACAGAUGAAGAGGGAGCCCUGGAGAGUGGAUACUCCUGGGAGAUCUACAAGAGCAGACACAAUGAUUACAUUGAUGCAAAGAGAGAGACACUUUCUAACUGGAUGAGGUACGUCAAUUGUGCUCGUAAUGAAGAGGAACAGAACCUAAUAGCGUUUCAGCACAAAGGAGGAAUUCCUUAUCGCACCUGUGGCCUCGUGACUUCAGGAGCAGAGCUCUUGGUCUGGUAUGGGGACGAAUACGCCAGACAUCUGGGAAUCGGAUUUGAUCGACUGUGGAACAACAAGAGCUCUACUAAAGGAGGGAAAUCCCAGCUGACACCAGCACAGGCUUUCCCCUGUCCCGAGUGUCCGUACUCCUACACGUCUCAGAUCUUCCUCCACAAACACAUGAAGAGGAGCCAUGGCGACCUGUACGGCCGACUGCUGAGGAGUGGAGAAAUCAAGGUGGAGCCUAGUCUCCUCCCAUACGUCGCAGCCUCCUAUCAAGAACCAAUCGGAGCCUCCCCGGGAACCGUCCAAAGCACGAGCCAGAUUCCAGCAGAAGGAGCCGGACGCCACAGAUGUGAGAAGUGCAGUAAAACCUUUAGUCGCUCUGAUAGUCUGAAGAGACACCAGCGCAUCCACACGGGAGAGAAACCAUACCACUGUAAACAGUGUGGGAAAACAUUUAGACAAUCUAGUGAUCUGACGGUACACCAGCGCAUCCAUACAGGAGAGAAACCAUACCACUGUAAACAGUGUGGGAAAACAUUUAGUCUGUCUGAUGAUCUGAAGAAACACCAGCGCAUCCACACAGGAGAGAAACCAUACCACUGUAAACAGUGUGGGAAAACGUUUAGUCUGUCUGAUGAUCUGAAGAAACACCAGCGCAUCCACACAGGAGAGAAACCAUACCACUGUAAACAGUGUGGGAAAACGUUUAGUCAGUCAGGUGAUCUGGAGAGACACCAGCGCAUCCAUACAGGAGAGAAACCAUACCACUGUAAACAGUGUGGGAAAACAUUUAGUCACCCUGGUGAUCUGAAGAAUCACCAGCGCAUCCACACGGGAGAGAAACCAUACCACUGUCAGAAGUGUGGGAAAACAUUUAGUCGAUCUGGGGCCCGUUUCAGAAAGCAGGUUUAG